Molecule: messenger RNA, 5476 nt
Organism: Manis pentadactyla (Chinese pangolin)
Lineage: Eukaryota; Metazoa; Chordata; Mammalia; Pholidota; Manidae
Gene: TP53INP1
Product: tumor protein p53 inducible nuclear protein 1
Exons: 6
Coding region: 570-1289 (239 amino acids)
Biological process (GO): autophagosome assembly; positive regulation of DNA-templated transcription
Cellular component (GO): nucleus; autophagosome
Source: RefSeq, a predicted model, not a curated record
UUCCGAGCGCAGCACAACAACAAAAGGAGCGAGACGAGCCGGCGGCGCCCCGCGCCGAUUCACCGGAGGGCCGGCCCGGCAUCGCGCCCGUCGUCCCGUCCGGGGAGCCGCAUCUACCUCAGCAGCCCCGCGCCCGUGCGCGCCGGGCCCCCCGAGCCCAGCGGAGUGAGGCGCCCUCUGCCUUCGCCGCCGGCCCCGCUGCGGGCCGGGCCCACGCUGAUGGAGCGCUUUUUGUGCGCCGCGUACAAUGCUGAGGGCUUCGCACGCGUUGUCUCAGUUGAUCCUCACGAGAAUCCUAUGAAGUAGAUAUGAAAAGCACUGGGAAGAUAUUGAUUUUUAAGUUACAACCACUACAAAUUCUGAACUGGCAGCAUAAUUUUCAAAGGCCCCUGUCUGGAACCAGGACCUUACUAAUUUCUAUGACCAAGGGAUAAUGACUUCUUGCUUCUUGGCUAAGUUACCACCUCCUGCACUUUAAUCUCCUGUUGGUGCCAUCAGGCUGACUGAAGACAGGGUUUGAAAUCUCAGCUGUAAAGAAAUCUAGCCAAAGUCUCAAUCUUGCCUUAACAAUGUUCCAGAGACUGAAUAAAAUGUUUGUGGGUGAAGUCAGUAAUUCUUCCAACAAAGAACCAGAGUUUAGUGAGAAAGAAGAUGAUGAAUGGAUUCUUGUUGAUUUCAUAGACACUUGCACUGGGUUCUCAGCAGCAGAAGACGAGGAAGAAGACAUCAAUGAUGAGUCACCUACUGAGCACUCUUCAGUCUUUUCCUGUUUACCUGCAUCUCUUGAGUGCUUGGCUGAUACAAGCGAUUCCUGCUUCCUCCAGUUUGAGUCCUGUCCAAUGGAGGAGAGCUGGUUUAUCACCCCUCCCCCAUGUUUCACUGCAGGUGGGUUAACCACUAUCAAGGUGGAAACCAGUCCUAUGGAAAACCUUCUCAUCGAACAUCCCAGCAUGUCUGUCUAUGCUGUGCAUAACUCCUGCCCCAGUCUCAGUGAGACCAGCUGUGGGACUGAUGAAUUUCAUAACCCAAGUGGUCCCAGAGUGGAAGCUCAGAAUGAAAUGGGGCAGCACAUUCAUUGCUAUGUUACAGCUCUUGCUGCUCAUACAGCUUUUCUGGAACAACCCAAGAGUUUUCGCCCUUCACAGUGGAUUAAGGAACAUAGUGAAAGACAGUCUUUGAACAGAAAUAGCCUGCGUCGCCAAAAUCUCACCAGGGAUUGCCACUCUCGGCAAGUGAAGCACAAUGGUUGGGCUGUGCAUCAGCCCUGCCCACGUCAGUACAAUUACUAAGAAUUUCAAGUUUGGUUGGUUGGUUUCUCUCAGUUUGUGUAUAUGGUAUGGAUGGGUGUGGAUGAGCAUGGAUGGAUGGUAAGAUGCUGUCUCUUCACAGCCAACUGAUAACCAGUCACAUAGUUUUAUCAGUGUGUUGAGACACUAUCUUGAAAACCAGAUUUACAUGCUGUGUAUCACAUAAUGCCUUGCUCUUAACAUUUACCUUCCUGUAAAUUUUUUCAGAAUUCUUUUGGGAACAUAUCAAUACAAUUACAGUGUUUUGGUGUUUGGGGGUGUCUUUAAGUCUAUUAAAAUGUACCUGAGUUAGCAUUUUAAAGACAUUUCUUCCCAAGUAUACGUCUAGGCACUUUUCAAUUUCAUUUUAUUCUGCAUUACUUAAUCUUUUGAGUAAGCAAAAAUUUAUUCUCAGGGUCAGCCAUACACUUUAUUGACCAGUACUUGAUAAUCUUUUUUGUAUAUAAUGAAUUCAUUUUUACACACUAACAUGAGCAUUAACAGGUGAUAGUUGCCAUGGAUAUAAUGGAAUUAUGGCUGAACUUUCUUUUGAAAGAAAACUUGAUAUAUUUCUGUGUGAAUGGGUUUCUUUUCCCCAGAUUAGCCAUGCAGUUCAUUUUGGAAUUCAGGUACAUUAAGUGUUAGUGAACAGUGCAUUCAGUAAUUCCUAUGUGACUGUGUGACGUGGUACAGACAAUAUAGGUAUCAUGAGACAGAAGCACUUGUCUCACAUGCAAAGAGGUUAAAUUAGACCUGUGAAAUUGUAUUUGGAAAAAUGUAUGUCUCUAACUAACCCAUUAUUCCACUGUUUUAAGUCGUUUGGAUUUUUUUCCUACCAGCUCUGCCCACGCACCACAUCACAACAGCUAUAAAUUCAGAAGUACUUGUCCAGGCACUUAAGUGAUUCUCAUUUUUAUCUGCCCAAAAGGAAAGAGACAGACUUUGUAUUUCUGAUGCAGUGAUAAGCCCUCUGCCGUGGAGCCUGUCCUGCCAAAUGGCCAGCCAGGCUGACGGUGAAUUGUUGGUGACAUACUUCCAUAGCAUUUAAAUGAAGAGUGACAGUUUGGCUUCCUUGAGUUUUCAAUUUUUUUUGUUUUGACUUGGGCUUCAGGCAGAAUCUUUAACCACUUUGGCCUGUUUCCUCCACCAGCAGGGGAGUAGUGACAUUUACCUCCCUCACAGUUGCUGUGAGGACUGCAUAUGAUUUGAAGUGGGGUGUCCAAAACUGAGCCUUGUGUGAAAUGCCAAGGGCCUCUCUACUGAAUCUAAGGACGGCGUGGGAGCUGUGGUGAUUCUUCUGCCACAGUGUUCUUCAGAGUGUUGGUGCUAAUGAGGCCAAGGUGUAGGGUUCCAGUCACAUGGAGGCCGGUUAACUCAACACAGAGAAAAAUCCAUUUCUUACCUCUAGCCACUUAAUUUUUUUUUAUUAAGGUAUUAUUGAUAUACACUCUUAUGAAGGUUUCACAUGAAAAAACAAUGUGGUUACUACAUUCACCCAUAUUAUUGAGUCCCCCCAAUACCCCAUUGCAGUCACUGUCCAUCAGUGUAGUAAGAUGCCACCACUUAAUUUUUUUAGCAGUUGUGAUGGGUUUUGCUGAGCCAUCCACAAUCUCACCCUGCUUUCUUCUGAAAUUAAACACAUUUACAAUCCAAAGAAAAUUUACUGACAAAACAGUAGUAUCACCUUCAUAAUCAUACCUUAUUUUUCUAUUCCUCAGCAACCCUAAUUAAAUAAGUACAUGUCUAUACAAGGUUUUCAAGGGAAAAAGCAGCAUAGAGUUAUGUGAAGUAUUACUGUACCUUUUUAGUAACCAUGGGAGACUUUUUUAAGUUUAGAGCUGUGUUCUUUUCUAACCAGACCGGGAUGUUUGGAGUCAGAAGAGGUCAAAUAGCAGGUAAUGGUGGCAUUAGAUUGUUCUUCCACUGGUGGUAAUGAAGUGCCAGAAAUGUCUCUUUAGAACAAGAGUUUAGAUCCCUCUUCCCUCCUUUACCCCUUUAUUUAUUUCUUUUCUAAGUAGGGCCAAGUCUGUAAAGUUUUGUCAAACUGAGCUAGAAGUUAUUUUGUUACUAUUUGUGUUUACCAGAGUUGGAGAUAAGGUAGAGUUUUCUUGAAGGUGUGUGUUUUACACCAUGUCUGUUAUAGGGCCAUAUGUUGGUAACUUGAAAAUAGACCAGCUCAAUGUUUCCUGGAUGUAAGCCUCUGAAUGGGGGGGCCUCUCUUUUCAUAUAUUACAUGCAAGUUGUUAGUACCUCACAAGCUACAGAAGUUCAGCCUGAUAAUUUGUUCGGCAGCAUGAAACAGAUUUGUAUAUAAAACUGCAGUGGUCUUUUUUUUACUAUUAUUCUUUCAGAUUUCCUGAUACCUUAAAUAUAUUUACAUCUCUAUCAGUUAAUGACUUUUUAUUUGCCUUACCUGGGCCUAGUUUUUUAUAUUUUAUACCUGGAAAGCAAAUAAUUUCAGUCUUCAAGAUGUUUUUUUCAGGGUCAGAGCCACCUGUGAUAUCAUACUGUGGUUUCUGUAUCAGUAUCUAAGGUUUCUGUGUGAAGUUGGCACAUGUAAGAAUUGAGGAAAGCAAUUAUGUAAUUCUUGAAGUUCUUGGUCAUUAGGUGUUAGACACCUACUAUGUGCAAGAUGACCGCAAAAAAUGAUGCUGACCUGUUAAGUAUUCUUUGAAACAUGGCCAAAUGCAAUUUAUUAUUAUUAUUGCUAUUGUAAAUAUUAGUGGUUUACAAUGUGUAUUAGUGGAUAUUCCUUAAAAAUUCAAGCAAUGAGAAAUAAGACCCCUCAGAAUUCAGUGCUCUAUUUCUAAACUGAUAAUACAGAAUGAUACUUGGCUAAAGUCUGGAAUAUGUGGUGCACACAAGCAGUGCUUCAUGAAUGAGUUUCUUAGUUUUUAUAAGGCGCCAUGUCUCAGAGUUAGCCUAUGUUUAUUGCUUUUUCUUCCUUAGCUAAUUGAAUUAUGUACUGCACUUCAAUUAUGUAAAUUGAAGAUUAACCGUCCAUUAUUUAUCUUCUGUGGCAAUGCAUUUAUAUGGUUGGUUGGGUAGGGAAUUGUUUUGCAGAAGGUGCAACGUGAUUAGAUUUUUGACUUCCUAUUCCAGGGAGCUUUUUUUACAUUAAUUUCUUAUACAUUUUUCCAGUUUCCAUGCAAACAGUUCCUGUUUACAUACCUUCUCUGUUGUAUCAGUAGUUUGGUUCUAGUGAGGAGUUUGCUUAAAACUUGAGAGGGCUAUUCAGCAUCAUCUCUUGUUUUUACUUAUCAAAUCUGUGUAAUACACUGGUUUGUAAUCUUUACAUCAUCAUUGAAUCUGAUUAUCUUUGCUAUUUCUCUUCCUCCUCAAGAAAAUAUAUUGUCUUUAUAUACUCAUAAGAAAAAAGAGCAAAGGAAAGUAUCUUUCUUAUUCUCAUUUUGAGUUGGAAAGGAAAUGAAGGACUUCAACUAGAAGAUAAACAUUUAAAUAGAUUAGUUGAGAAAGUUUUAAGAAUUUUGAAGUCUUAGUUUUUUUUCUUAGAAUCAGUUAAGAGACUGCUCCUUGUACUGGAGAUACUAGCAUAUGUUUGCAAUGUUACCUUAAAACUUUCUUUUGUAAGGCCCAUAUAUACUGGCUAAAUUCUUUUAAAAUUUGAGCUACUAUCAUGGAUGGUUUCACUGCCAGCAGCCAUGUUGAUGCAUUAUAAACGGCAUCCUUAUCUACUUAUUUUAAUGCUUAAAAUUUUAUAUAAAAUGCUUUAUUUAGAAAAUCUGCACGAUGCAGUGGUGUCAGCCUUGCCAUGUAUCAGUUUCACUUGAAAUUUGACACCAGCUUUAGUGGUUCAGGGUAGAGGAAGACGUCCUGGAAAGCAUCCAGAUGAGGGUAGCCUUUUCUGUUUGCAACAGUAUCCUUUACUUGGGAAGAGAAGUUAAUCCAAGGAAGGCAGCUUAAGUGGUAGUGUUUGGUUCAUCAUUGAGAAUUUUCUUUACAUUUUAAAAUCGUGUGAUUGUUAAAUGCCAGUUUUGCUCUGUUUUUUUUUUUUUUUCCUGAAGUUUUAAUAUUCUGUCUUUGAACUUCUAAAAACCAAACCAGUCCUCGGGGGAGAUUAGAGGUGUGUAUCCAGGCUUUGUGUGUGUGAGUGGUUUUGCUUGCUUUUUGGUUGUGUUUUCCUCCAGGGGCUGGGUUGGAACUUCAAGCAAUCAUUGUGUGUGUUAUUU